Molecule: messenger RNA, 1143 nt
Organism: Ascochyta rabiei
Lineage: Eukaryota; Fungi; Ascomycota; Dothideomycetes; Pleosporales; Didymellaceae
Exons: 2
Coding region: 1-1143 (380 amino acids)
Molecular function (GO): nucleotide binding
Source: RefSeq, a predicted model, not a curated record
AUGACGGAUCAAAAGCAAAUUGGACUAAUUGGACUCUCAGCCAAGGGCUCGUGGGCUUCCCGAUCUCACCUGCCGUAUCUGCAGCAGACGUCGCUCUACAAGAUUACAGCUCUCCAGAACAGCUCGAAAGCAUCCGCCGAGGCCGCAGCAAAAGAAUAUUCUUUGGACGAUGUUGCAACAUACGCCGAUCCGUCUGCAAUUGCGUCCGAUCCCAAUGUCGAUAUAGUAGCCGUAAGCGUUAACGUUCCUGAACACUACGAUCUGACCAAGCCUGCACUUGAGGCUGGCAAAGACGUUUUUGUCGAAUGGCCAUUGGCUCGCAACCUGGCUGAAGCCGAAGAGCUUGUGCAGCUGGCAAAAGAGAAAGGCGUCAAAACGAUGGUUGGCUUGCAAGCACGCCAAAAUCCAUCGAUCCUGAAGGCCAAAGAGAUUGUAGAAUCGGGAAAGCUUGGCAAGAUCCUGUGCACGACGAUGGUGGGCCAUGGCAUAAUUUUUGGCCCUACAGUUCAUGAAGGGUUCCUAUACGGAUUGCCGGUCGAGGCCGGUGCGAAUCUGCUCACCAUUCCCUUUGGCCAUGCUGUGGAUGCAUUGUGUUACGUCCUAGGCGAACUCAAGGAUAUCUCAGCCACGCUUGCAAACCUCCUACCCGAGCUCGACUUGAUUGGCAAGGACGGCAAACCUGCAGGAAAGGUCAAGAAGACAGCACACGAUCAUGUUAGCAUAACAGGACGCCUCGCAAACGGCGGCGGUGUUGUGGCUGUGACCUACGCAGGCGGACUCUCGCGUACCAACCGGAAUUUCUGUUGGGAGAUCGUCGGUACCGAGGGCACGCUCAUACUCGAAGGUCCAAAGAUGGGCGGUCAUGUUCAGAUGUAUCAGCCCACUUUGAAGAUUGCCAAGUCCAAUCCUACAGCUGCAUUAUACGGCGCCUCGUCAGAUGUAAAGCAGGAACUCGAGGAUGUCGAGGUUGAUAAAGCAUCCGAGAUGUCGUACAAUGUCGGCAGGGCAUGGGAUGCCUGGGCUGGGGUCGGCCUUGAAAAAGGUCACCGCGUCACAACGUUCGAAGACGCGCUUGUGAGACACAAGAUGCUGGACGCUAUAUACCGGAGCGCGGAGAAGGGUGAAAUAGAGAAUUAUUUGUAG